CGCAAACUUCAGGAGCUUGACGGACUGGUGGCUGGAGGUGCAGCUGUUGGUGUACAGGGAGAAGAGCAGAGGGACUAGCCGUUCAGAAGACAUGACUACAGAAGUCAGGGGGGCGGUUUGAAAUCUGAAUUACUAAAGUAAGUAUAAAGUACAACAUUUCUCACCUACAUAGCAGCGUAGAAGUAUAUAUCAGAAAUAUUUAAGUACACACCUACAAUCUAAUUAAUCCCUGUUAAGAUAUUAACUCUGAUGUUAAAGUUAAAGUACUCAGAGUACAACAUCGUUACAUAAAAUACAGGCUGAACUGCUCGUUUACUACAAGCAGAUACAACCGAUGCAUAGAAGUACACUAGAUUAUAAUAACAGGUAGAGUAGAGGGGGGGUGCUGAGAACCACAGGGUUGGUGGUUCGAACCCUGGCUGCUCCUGGUGUGGGGUCCCUGAGCAAGACACCGAAGCCCUAACUGCUCCUGGCAGAACACUACUAGGGUCAAAUGCAAAUGAAAGUCCGCUUGGAUAACAGCAUCAGCUGAUAUGUAAUCAUGUAAUCGCCGUAAAUCAUCUGUCUGUCCUCAAACCGAACACAUUUUCACAAUAAAAUCUGUGUUUGUGUCAAGGAGCGGGCACCAAACAAGUUUCAGAGUAAAAGUCACUGUGUCAUACAGUUUAGUAAGAGCGUCCACCCCCACCCUCCAUGACAUCAUGGAGAUGAAUUAUCACUUCACCAGGAACCGUUCAUUCAGUAUCACUCAACUAUACAGCAGGAGAAAUGAAUAAAACAUCAACACCACGGUUAAACUUCUGUGUUUCUCUGUUACCUGAUCUGUUGAGCAUCCGCCCACUGCUCCACCUGAACAACAGGUAUCACUUUCUGCUUCUGGUGCAUUCAAGGGCUGUCGGGAAUCACACCUCCCAUCUCACAACUUCAGGUGUUUCUCUGGUCAGAGACAGAGUAUAAAAAGUAAAUUAAAAUAAAAAACGGACGUGUGACGAUCGACUGUGACGUGUGAUAUGAAAAUACAGAAUCCCCAUUUGCUCUGUUCAAAGCACGGGGAUGACUUCAGGGCCCUGAAGGCAGCGUUGUUUUUUACAGGGUGUUACCAAAGACAAUCUAUUGAGGAGAUAGCUCACUCUCAUAAUUGAUCUAAAUAGUUUUUGAGCGACUGAAAGAGAAACGGAUUCAUGUUAACAUCCUUCAUACAAUAUAUCAGCUCCAGAACUAUUGAACAGCCCAGAACCGAUCAAUCAAUGACGUGGUGCGUUUUAUCAACAUGGUCUUUCAAUCUCCACGUCAAAAUAAUACAAAGAAUCUUGGAACGCUGUACAGCGGUUUGCCUCGUUUAGUCUUCCGAUAGUUGGGCGGAGUGAGACCUCAUUACCUUCUGACCCAUCUGUGUAGUGGUGAGGAGGCAGGAGCAAGAAGUUCACCUGACAGUCCGGAGAAGAGCUGCUGCUGUAAACUCCUGAGCACCUGAACGCCUCUUCCCUCCGUCGCUAUUCAUAUCUUUAUUAUAUUUAAGGAUGCCGGUGCAGAUCCCGGACGACUCGGACUUCUCCUCCUUUAAGGACCAGUGUCUGAGCCUCGAUGGUUGGACCAGCCGCUACAGCAAAGGAGGAGUGACGGUGUGGUGCCGCGAGGAGGAGAGCAGGACCGUGCAGAGGCUGAAGAUGAGGAUCGUCUGUAAAGACGUUUCUGCCGAGACGCUGUACGAUGUCCUCCACGACACCAGUUACCGCAAGAAGUGGGACAGCAACAUGAUCGAGACGUAUGACAUCGGGAGGCUGACAGCCAAUGCAGAUGUGGGAUACUACUCCUGGAAGUGUCCAAGCCCGCUGAAGAACAGAGACUUUGUGACAAUGAGAUCUUGGCUUCCUCUCGGCAGCGACUACCUGAUCAUCAACUACUCCGUCAAGCAUCCGCAACACCCGCCCAAGAAGGACUACGUUCGAGCCGUGUCCCUGCAGACUGGAUACCUGAUCCAGCCUAACGGAGCUGGCUGCUCCACCCUCUACUACCUGACCCAGAUGGACCCACGAGGUUCGUUACCGAUGUGGGUGGUGAACCGUGUCUCUCAGUUUGUGGCUCCAAAGGCCAUGAGGAAGAUCUACAAGGCGUCUCUGAAGUACCCGGACUGGAAGAGGAAGCACGACCCGGGUUACAAGCCCUGGACCUUCCCGGAACAGAACCAGCUGCCCUGCGUCAGCCUCCAGGACCUGAGCCUCCAGAGGGCCGACUCCCUGGAGAACAUCGACGAGAGUGGCCUGAGCGAGGACAGGAUGCACAACAGCGAGGACGAGGAGACCUGAGGGACUCAAACGUCUUAUUUGUCUUCUGUGGUUCUACGGCCACAUGCUCGGUGUUACCCCCAUUACUGCAGAUUAAUAAAGACACCAAGUGAAACAGAGA
Messenger RNA from Gasterosteus aculeatus aculeatus (three-spined stickleback), 2406 nucleotides. It is a transcript of the gene stard15, whose product is annotated as StAR-related lipid transfer (START) domain containing 15. Gene Ontology annotation, molecular function: lipid binding. Lineage: Eukaryota; Metazoa; Chordata; Actinopteri; Perciformes; Gasterosteidae. The record is from RefSeq and is a predicted model, not a curated record.